GCAUCACUGCCCAAUCAGCUGUGCCGCAUGGGCAGCACUGUUCUGGUAAACACGCGCGGAUCGACCGCCGUUUUUAGCCAAAUAAAUACAGAAAGUAAAGCCGGAUCGUAGCUUUAUCGCGAUUUCCGGUUAACGCAACUCCCAUAGCCAAUCCCUCCCCCACCCGACGGCCAUGCUGGCGAAUCUGCAAGGCCGCAGCGGCCACCUGUUGCGUCACGGCCUCCAGAACGCCAGGAUUUGGAGGCGCAGCUGGGCGAGCUCAUCUGCUGGAAAGGAUUCCAAGGAUUCCCCUUCUGCGGAGCACGAUAGCCUAACCAUUGGCGAUGUCAGCGUGCGACUGAGCAGGCCCAAGGAUCCGCAGCUGGUGCCACAGCAAUACGUCAAAUAUGCCGAUGAUGGCAGCCUGCAGCUGUCGCAGUCGGCGCUGCACCACCUGCGCUGGAUGCUGCAGAAGACGCACUGCGUCAGGACAUGUUCCUGCUGGCCAGGGGUCCGCUGCGCCGCCAGCUGGCCGCUGCAGUUCCUGGAGCUGACGCAGCGCGAGGUGGAGUACGUGGCGCUCAGCAGGGACACCGAGAGCGACCUCAAGCAGCGACGCGAGAUCCCGACAAGGCGGCCGUCUACCACGACCAGGGCGCGGUGCGAGCGGCCCUCAAUGGCCGCGUCCUCAUCCUCGACGGCGUGGAGCACGCGGAGCGGAACGUCCUGCCCAUACUGAACAAUCUGCUGGAGAAUCGCGAGAUGCAUCUGGAGAGCGGCAAGUUUCUGAUGUCGCCCGAGCGGUACGACAA
Molecule: messenger RNA, 791 nt
Organism: Drosophila gunungcola (fruit fly)
Lineage: Eukaryota; Metazoa; Arthropoda; Insecta; Diptera; Drosophilidae
Product: von Willebrand factor A domain-containing protein 8-like
Exons: 2
Coding region: 173-718 (181 amino acids)
Cellular component (GO): cytoplasm
Source: RefSeq, a predicted model, not a curated record